Kickxella alabastrina is the source of this 855-nucleotide messenger RNA. Its product is annotated as putative deacetylase LmbE-like domain-containing protein. NCBI's taxonomy places the organism in Eukaryota, Fungi, Kickxellomycota, Kickxellomycetes, Kickxellales, Kickxellaceae. The coding region runs from base 69 to 803 and encodes 244 amino acids. Gene Ontology annotation, cellular component: endoplasmic reticulum. The transcript is spliced from 2 exons. Gene Ontology annotation, biological process: GPI anchor biosynthetic process. Gene Ontology annotation, molecular function: N-acetylglucosaminylphosphatidylinositol deacetylase activity. The record is from RefSeq and is a predicted model, not a curated record.
CCCCUUUUGUUAUUAUUCUACCUUCUCUAUCACGAUUCGAAAUCCAACAAAAAAAAGUAUUUUUUACAAUGUUUGUUGUGCACAUUGUUGUACCACUGCUCCUCGUCUCGGUGCUCUUAUACAUAUUUGUCUGCUGGCGGCCCAGCACUGUGGACCGCGACAUGUUCCCCAAGGAGAAGCAAAACAAGCAGCAAAAGCACGUUCUCUUCGUAACAGCGCACCCAGACGACGAGUGCAUGUUUUUCGCGCCCACUCUGGCGUCUCUCAGCCGCCGUCGCGACGUAACCGUCAGUCUUCUCUGCCUUUCCAAGGGUGAUUUCGACGGCCACGGUGAUGUGCGCAAGAAGGAGCUGAUUAAGGCCGGAGUGCGCUUCGGGUUAACCCCCGACAGUGUUAUUAUAGUCGAUGACCCGCAUUUGCCCGAUGACCCGAAGCAGUCAUGGAACGUGGCGCUGGUGGCUAAGACUGUCGAGGCUGUGGCGGCAACCGGCGACGUCGAUGCUAUUUUCACCUUUGAUUAUCGCGGGAUCAGUGGACACCAGAAUCAUAUUGCCGCGUAUAUGGGAGUUAAACAUAUGGCGUUGACGUCGCAAAAGUUCAAGUUUAGACCGUUGAAUGUGUAUGCUUUGGAGUCGGUUGGGUUUGUGAGAAAGGAUAGCCAGUUGUUUGUUGCUGAUUUGCAGGCGUACUCGAUGGGCGUGCAGGCUAUGAUUAUGCAUGAGAGCCAGCUUGUAUGGUUCCGUAAGCUGUACUUAGCCUUUUCGCGCUACAUGUUUAUCAACACUUACUCAAAAAUCAACUAGCUGUUCCUCUCUAAAUUUUUAUUUGUUUGAAUAUACUAGUUUAAAUUAGUGU